GUUAGAGCACUCCUAUUGUUACUGUUUAUGAAGACAGAGCGUGGAGCGAGCUUAGAUCUCUCCUCCGAGUGGCGAGCGCUUUGGUUGUAAGAGAGAGAGAGAUGGCGUCCCCGUUCCGAUCAGACAUAUUGAAAGGCAAGGUCGCUUUGAUUACCGGAGGCGGCUCUGGAAUCGGCUACGAAAUCGCCGCACAAUUCGGUCAACAUGGAGCAUCGGUUGCCAUCAUGGGCCGAAGGAACCAAGUCCUCCACUCUGCCGUCUCUGCUCUCCGAUCCCUUGGAAUUGCGGCAUUUGGCUUUGAAGGUGAUGUUCGUAAACAGGAAGAUGCAAGUAGAGUAGUGGAGUCUACUUUCAAUAGUCUUGGUAGCCUGGACAUUCUUGUGAAUGCAGCAGCUGGGAACUUUCUGGUAUCAGCCGAAGAUUUGUCUCCCAAUGGGUUUCGGACAGUUAUGGAUAUUGAUUCAGUUGGUACAUUCACAAUGUGCCAUGAAGCACUUAAAUAUCUCAAGAAAGGAGGGCCAGGGAAGAACUCAUCUAGCGGCGGAGCAAUAAUUAAUAUCAGUGCUACUUUGCAUUACACAGCUACCUGGUAUCAAAUUCAUGUAUCUGCAGCUAAGGCAGCUGUAGAUGCCAUUACAAGAAAUUUAGCUCUAGAGUGGGGCGCUGAUUAUGAUAUUAGAGUCAACGGGAUUGCACCCGGACCCAUCGAGGGUACUCCUGGUCUUCGUAAACUCGCACCUGAAGAGAUAAGCAGCAGAAUAAGAGACGAUGUGCCUUUGUACAAAAUAGGUGAAAAAUGGGAUAUUGCUAUGGCUGCUCUCUACCUUGCUUCAGAAGCAGGUAAAUAUGUGAAUGGAACAACUAUCAUUGCUGAUGGAGGAUUGUGGUUGAGCUCACCUCGUCGCCUACCGAAGGAGGCUGUUAAACAGUUGUCGCGAGUGGUGGAAAAGAGGUCCAGAAAUUCACCUGUUGGUGUUCCAAAGAGUAAGCUGUGAUUGUGAACAUCAGCAAUAAAAUAGAUUAUUUAUUAGGUUAGUACUUCACGCUGCAGAUAUAGCUUUGUAUGCGAGGAGCGCAUCGAUAUAAUUCAAGGAACUCAAACUUCUGUGCAUCAGUAAGUUGAACCUAACUUGGAGUGGGAAGCUUGAUUCCCCACUUGGACACGUCUUAUGUAGUAAACUUUAAGAUGGUUUGUGAUAGUAAGAUCAAGGCAGUAUGAAACUACUACUUGGAAAUUGAAUGUCA
This is a messenger RNA of Momordica charantia (bitter melon), 1245 nucleotides long. It is a transcript of the gene SDRB, whose product is annotated as short-chain dehydrogenase-reductase B. Gene Ontology annotation, biological process: fatty acid catabolic process. Gene Ontology annotation, cellular component: peroxisome. The record is from RefSeq and is a predicted model, not a curated record. Lineage: Eukaryota; Viridiplantae; Streptophyta; Magnoliopsida; Cucurbitales; Cucurbitaceae. Gene Ontology annotation, molecular function: 2,4-dienoyl-CoA reductase (NADPH) activity.